Solanum tuberosum (potato) is the source of this 1092-nucleotide messenger RNA. It is a transcript of the gene CYCD3.1, whose product is annotated as D-type cyclin family 3 subgroup 1. Lineage: Eukaryota; Viridiplantae; Streptophyta; Magnoliopsida; Solanales; Solanaceae. The record is from RefSeq and is marked provisional.
AUGGUUUUCCCUUUAGAUUCCCAGCUCCAAAAUCCUAUUUCUGCUCUUCUUGAUGGCCUUUACUGUGAGGAAGAUCGAUUCUUGGAUGAUGAUUUAGGUGAAUGGUCUAGUUUAGAUGUGGGAAAUGAAAAAUGGGUUGAAAAUGUUAAAAAGACUCUGCCUUUAUUAGAAUGUGACAUGUUUUGGGAACAUGAUGAGCUUGCCACACUUUUAUCAAAGGAAAAAGAGUUUCAUUUGGGUUUUGAAUCUUUAAUCUCAGAUGGGUCUUUAAUGGGGGUUAGAAAAGAGGCUUUGGAUUGGAUGUUGAGGGUCAUUGGUUACUAUGGUUUUACUGCUACGACUGCUGUUUUAGCUGUGAACUAUUUUGAUAGGUUUGUGUCUGGAUUGUGCUUUCAGAAAGAUAAGCCUUGGAUGAGUCAGCUUGCUGCUGUUGCCUGUCUUUCCAUUGCUGCCAAAGUGGAGGAGACCCAAGUUCCCCUUUUGUUAGACCUACAAGUUGCUGAUUCUAAAUUUGUGUUUGAGGCAAAGACUAUACAGAGAAUGGAACUCCUGGUGCUUUCUACUCUUAAGUGGAAAAUGAAUCUGGUGACACCGUUAUCUUUCAUUGAUCAUAUAAUGAGGAGAUUUGGAUUCAUGACCAACCUGCAUUUGGAUUUUCUUAAGAAGUGUGAACGCCUCAUUCUUGAUAUUAUCACUGAUUCUAGGCUCUUGCAUUAUCCUCCAUCUGUUAUUGCAACUGCAUCAAUGUUUUAUGUGAUCAAUGAGAUUGAGCCUAACAAUGCUAUGGAAUACCAGAAUCAGCUCAUGAGUGUUCUUAAAGUCAGAAAGGACAGCUUUGAGGAAUGCAAUGAUCUUAUUCUUGAGCUAAUGGGCACUUCAUGUUACAAGCUCUGCCAAAGUCUCAAGCGCAAACAUCAUUCGGUACCUGGUAGUCCAAGUGGUGUUAUUGAUGCAUAUUUUAGUAGCGAGAGCUCGAAUGAAUCAUGGUCAGUAGCAUCUUCGAUUUCAUCCUCACCUGAGCCUCAGUAUAAGAGAAACAAAACUCAAGAUCAGCGAAUGACACUAGCUCCACUUGGCAGUAAUCUUCACUGA